CCACCUGCGGGCGGACGCGCCGCCUCCCGCGCCCUCCUCCUCUCGCAGCGCCGGGCACCGGCACCGGCAACAGAGCACCGGCUCCAAAGACCGGCACCGGCACAGGGCACGGGCAGCGGCACCGGCAGCGGGCAGCGGCACCAGACACGGGCACCGGGCAGCAGCAGGUUGGUGGCCGGGGCAGCGGCCGCACCCCACCAUCACCACCGCAGCCGGGGGCGGCGGCGGCAGCGGGAUGGCCGCGGCUUGGAGGGGCGCGGGGGCCGCCAGUCCCGGCGGGAGCGGGGCAGAACCGACACCAGGGUCUCCCCCGGGUCCGAGGGUUCCCCACGGGGAGGGGCCGUGGGGAGCUCACGGGCAGGGAGUGGUACCGUGGGCGCCCUUGGGAGGGGCUGGGAGUAAUGUGAGCACUGACCGCAGGUCCGGGGGCCGCAGCAUCCCCGUGGAGGGCACGGCGGGGUGGGGAAGGGCCGGGGGGCUGGUGCCCUCUCCAGGGGCGCUCUGGGGGCAGUGGGUGCUCGGGGCUCCAGGAACACUCUGAGGAGUGAGACGGGAAGCGGGGGCAGCAGGAGUGGGUGGCAGUGGGGGUCAGUGCGGCGGUAGAAGCAGGGGGCAGUAGAAACACAAUAGACAGCACGACUGUGGCUGUUUCUUCUUCCCCCCGGCAGCGAGGAAGCAGAGAUCCCGGCUCCAGCCCAGGGAGCCAUCAGGGAAGUUCGCAGUCUCCAGUGGGUUUCGUGUUGUGGCCCCCAGACACCGCAGGCGAGUGGGGACCGUCAGGAGCUCUCUGAUCUCCUGGGGAAGCCAAGGCAUCCGGGCAGCUCUCUGCACGGGGUGGGUGGGCACGGCCAGAGGGACAGUGGGGUGUGGGGCAGUGCCCAGAGCGCGGCAUCCCAGGAAGGCAGGGACAAAGCGGUGGGGCUCACCUGUUCUCCACACUUCCCCCACAGCCGCCAGCCACCACUGCCGUCACCCAGUGGGAAGCGGCAGCCAUGGAUGAAGUGAUGGAGCUGGAGCUGGGGGGCAACUCCCUCCUGAAGGCCGUGUGGCUGGGCCGGCUGCGGCUGACCCGACUGCUGCUGGAAGGGGGCGCUUACAUCAACGAGAGCAACGAGAAGGGGCAGACCGCGCUGAUGGUGGCCUGCAUCACCACGCACGUGGACCAGCAGAGCAUCCACAAGGCCAAGAUGGUGAAGUACCUGCUGGACAACAGAGCUGACCCCAACAUCCAGGACAAGUCUGGGAAAACCGCCCUCAUGCACGCCUGUAUCCGAGGGGCUGGGGGGGAUGUGGUGUCCCUGCUGCUGGAGAGCGGGGCAGACCCCAGCCUGGAGGACCACUCAGGAGCCUCAGCACUGGUCCACGCCAUCAAUGCCGAGGACCAGGCUGUGCUGCAGCACCUCCUGAAUGCCUGCAGAGCCAAGGGGAAGGAGGUGAUCAUCAUCACCAUGGACACAUCAGCCUCUGGCACCAAGACUGCCAAGCAGUACCUGAACGUUGCCCCUGCACUGGAGUUCAAGGAGAGGGUUCCCCUCGAGGAGAGCAGUGCCCCCUCCAGUGCGCACCUGAAAACUCCCAGCUCAGCACCUUCACCUGCCGAGAAGGAGAGCAGCGUUCUCACCCCACACCCUUCACACGCUGGGGACACUGAGCCACCCUCCCCAGGCCAGAGAGCCGGCACUGCCCGCAGAGCCCAACUGCCCCGGCUGAAGCGGCUGCGGUCAGAGCCCUGGGGUCUGGUGGCACCCUCGGUGCUGGCAGCCUCUGGUCACCGCGAUGACAGCGAGGUCAUCACGGGCAUCAGCGACCUCUCGCUCUCCAAAAAGCCCUCCCUCACCCGGAGCAGCAGCAGCAGCAAGGGAAGGGACCCCUCGGUCUUUCCCCCGGUGGAUGAGCAGGCACUGGGGCCACUGGCACGGAAAGCCACCCACGAGAAGAGCCAGGGCACCCACCCCUGCCUGUCCCGGAGCACCACAGUGCCGGAGGAGCCAGAGAGCACCAGCUCUGCCGCCAGCUCAGUUGCGGGGGUGGACACUCCACACUGGUGGAGGCCAGGCACUGAGCACAAUGGAGACUCCCAGGUCACCGAGGCGGGGAAGGGGCCAUCGGAGAGGAGGAAGCUGAGCGGGUCCCACCUGGCCUUGCUGGACGGUUCCUGUGACUCUCCCUCUGGCAGCACCAGCACAUCACCCAGCACCGGCCGGCACCGGCCACCCGGCUUGCUGGAGAGGCGAGGAUCCGGGACCCUGCUGCUGGACCACAUCUCCCACACGAGGCCGGGAUAUCUGCCCCCCUUGAACGUGAACCCCAACCCCCCGAUUCCUGACAUUGGCUCCAGCAAAGCCCCCUCCCUGCUGGCUGCUGGGCUGAAGCCGCUGGUGCCCCUCACACCCAGCUCUCCCAGGCGAGGCGAUCUGAGAGCGCACAGGAAGCUGCUCCGCAGACAUUCCAUGCAGGCGGAGCAGAUGCGGCACCUCUCCGAGUUUGAGGAGGUCGUGGCGCAGUAGCCGUGUCAGCAUUUGUUCACAGGGAGGUGGGCAAAGCCGGGCUGUCCCUGCAGAAACACGAUGGUUCCCACUCAGAGAGGGCACUGGCUCUGGGGACACACUGGUGGCCAGGGAGUUCAGCCCUGAGCCCAGGGGCUGAAUCGGGAGCAGGCUGAUCGGGAGGUGGAUCCCGUACAAUCCUAGAUCGCCAAGCUCCAUGCCAAGGAUCCCACCUGCAGUUCACUUAUUCCUCACUAGCUGCAAUCCGCUUUUCUUACAUCCUGCUCGUUCUCUCACCGAAUCCCCUCCCGGAGCCCCCGGUGGUGAUCUCUGGGGCUGAGGCGUUCAUGAAGUGCCUUCCAGGAGGGGGAAGGGGCUCAGUACUGCGGGGCUGGAGGAGCGGGAGCACCCGUCCAGCCACGGACCGUGUCGGUGCUCUCCGGCAGCGGGAGAGGGAGACAGUCCUCCACCUCCGAGAUUCCCGAGCGCCCCGGAGCUCCGGCGGCUGAGCUCACCCGGCACCGCUGCAGCCUCGCCGGCUGUGGGCCGGGAUGGGCUUCCCUCAUCGCUGAACCGUCUGAACUUCAGGGUCUCACUCCCCGCCUCGCAGCUCCGAAUUCAGAAAGCGCUGAAUCCCCGAGCAGGACGGUCCCAGCCCGGCUGCAUGGGAAGCCUCUGCCAGCAGCGGGGAACGCGGGAUGCCAGGUCACCGAGGGUGACACGGGCUGACCGCAGGGCUUCAUCCCACCCGGAGAGUGGCAGGUACAGCCCAGCCCCCGCUGUGCUGCCUGCCGCGCUCAGGGAGCCCCAGCCCAGCCUGGCAGCGGCCGUGUGCCGAGGCCGCCGACACCUCCCACCUCUCCGUGAACGCGCCUAUUUACGAGACUGCGUGUGCGUGGGGGAGCAGGGGCAGGUGUUGGGGUGACGCCGCGGCCUGCGGACACUUUUGCACGAGUUUUGCACUGCAUUAAUAAAGCGCUCAGCUUCGGAGGGAGGCUGGUCUCGCGUGGCCCCGCCGCCCGGCCAGGGCUCCCCGGGAGCGCCGAGGGGAUCCCCGGGGCUCCCAGAGUGCUCGGCCCG
Messenger RNA from Prinia subflava (tawny-flanked prinia), 3566 nucleotides. It is a transcript of the gene ANKRD34C, whose product is annotated as ankyrin repeat domain 34C. Lineage: Eukaryota; Metazoa; Chordata; Aves; Passeriformes; Cisticolidae. The record is from RefSeq and is a predicted model, not a curated record. The transcript has a single exon. Gene Ontology annotation, molecular function: protein binding. The coding region runs from base 993 to 2507 and encodes 504 amino acids.